AUCCACUUUUUUGCGUUUUCUGAAUUUGUACUUUCUACUUUCUACUGAUGUUGUACAGGACAUCAUCAUCUUGUCAUCUAGGGAAUUUCUUGAAAGUAAUAUGGUGUUUUUUUUAGUGUAGAAUCAGCCUCUAAAUGGCGCUGAUUAUUAACAGUAAAAAAAAUUAAUAAACCAAGAUUUGUCGAUAGUAUAUAGUGAAAAUAUGAGUGUUGAAGAAUCUCUUGCCAAUGGCUCUGCCGAAGCCGAGGAUGUCGUCACACCCUGGACCGUGUCCAGUCAAAAUGACACUGGGAUUGACUACGACAAGUUGAUAAAAAAAUUUGGGAGUUGCAAAAUAGAUGAUGAGAUGCUCAAAAGAUUUGAAAAACUCACUGGUAAAAAGCCACACCAUCUACUUCGUCGAGGGAUCUUUUUUUCUCACAGAGACGUGAAUGUAAUACUGGACUCUUAUGAGAAAGGAAAGCCAUUUUAUUUGUACACUGGCAGAGGGCCAAGCUCAGACUCAAUGCACUUGGGCCAUCUUAUUCCAUUUAUGUUCUGUAAGUGGCUGCAAGAUGUAUUUGAUGUUCCUCUUGUUAUUCAAUUGUCUGAUGACGAAAAAGCCAUCUGGAAAAAUUUGGACAUUGAACAGGCUGUGAAAUUGUCCUAUUUAAACGCAAAAGACAUUAUCGCGUGUGGUUUUAAACUUGAAAAAACCUUUAUUUUUUCGAAUUUAGAAUACAUGAAUUCUGCUUUUUAUAAAAAUAUGAUAAGGAUACAAAGGAGUGUGACUUUUAAUCAAGUAAAGGGUAUUUUUGGAUUUGGGGACAGUGAUCCAAUUGGAAAAAUUAGUUUUCCCCCAACACAGGCAGCCCCGGCUCUGUCGAGUACUUUUCCUUUUAUAUUCAAGAACAAUACAGUUCCAUGUCUGAUUCCAUGUGCAAUUGAUCAAGACCCGUAUUUCAGAAUGACCAGGGAUGUAGCUCCAAAAUUGAAUCAUCCAAAACCUGCCCUUCUGCACUCCUCAUUUUUUCCUGCUCUCCAAGGUCCAAAAACUAAAAUGUCAGCCAGUGAUAAUAAUUCUGCCAUUUUUCUGACAGACACGGCAAAACAAAUAAAGACUAAAAUUAAUAAAUACGCUUUUUCUGGUGGCCAGGCUACUAUUGAAGAGCACAGAGAAAAAGGAGGAAACUGUGAUGUUGAUGUAUCAUACCAGUGGUUAAAGUUCUUUUUAGAAGAUGAUGAUAGGCUGGAGGAAAUCAGAAAAGGUUACACUAGUGGUGAAAUUUUGACUGGUGAAAUAAAAAAAGAGUUAAUAGAGUUACUGCAAAAACUUGUGGGUAAUCAUCAAGAAAUAAGGAACAAAGUUACAGAAGAAGACGUGAAAAGAUAUAUGGAACCACGAGACCUUGGUUUUGUUGUUAAAAAUUCAUGAAACUGCCAAGUACAUUAAAAUAACUGUUGUCUAGU
Molecule: messenger RNA, 1449 nt
Organism: Copidosoma floridanum
Lineage: Eukaryota; Metazoa; Arthropoda; Insecta; Hymenoptera; Encyrtidae
Gene: TrpRS
Product: Tryptophanyl-tRNA synthetase
Biological process (GO): tryptophanyl-tRNA aminoacylation
Cellular component (GO): cytoplasm
Molecular function (GO): ATP binding; tryptophan-tRNA ligase activity
Source: RefSeq, a predicted model, not a curated record